Oryzias latipes (Japanese medaka) is the source of this 1067-nucleotide messenger RNA. RefSeq names its product glutamine amidotransferase class 1 domain containing 3, like (gene gatd3l). Lineage: Eukaryota; Metazoa; Chordata; Actinopteri; Beloniformes; Adrianichthyidae. The record is from RefSeq and is a predicted model, not a curated record. Gene Ontology annotation, cellular component: mitochondrion.
GUCUUACGUGGCCACGUCACUUUGGCUGCACUAUGGAGGUAUAUAUACAGGCCGCUUCACUCGGAUCAAUAUCAGGACUAUCAGAGGUCGUGGAAAGCUCUGUGAGAAACUCCAACGUUUCAUUUCUCCUCUCAAAGCCGUGAGACCAAAGCAGAACCAUGUUGGGAACCAGGGCUUUGCUUUCUAAACAAACACUGGCUGUUUUUUUCCGCCAGCCUGCCUGCUUUGUUCACCAGGGUGACUAUGGCAACUGGGGAAACACCAAUGUCGCUGUGGUUUUCUCUGGAUGCGGAUGGUGGGAUGGAACUGACGUCCAUGAGGGCGUGUACACCAUGUACCACCUGAGCAGAAAUGGCGCUCGCUUCCAGAUUUUUGCCCCAAAUCAACAGCAGAUGAACGUGAUGGACCACAUGAAAAAGCAACCAGCUUCUGGGGAGAACAGGAACAUGAUGAUUGAGUCAGCGCGCUUCAGCCACGGGCAGGGAAAGAUGCAAAUGCAGGACCUGUCUUCCCUGGAUGCCAGCAGCUUUGAUGCCGUCAUCUUCCCUGGAGGCUACGGCAUCACUAAGAAUCUAUCCUCUUUUAUGAAGGAUGGCAAAGACUUUAAGCUGCAUAAUGAUGUGGAAAGGGUGCUGAAGGACUUCCACCGUUCACGGAAACCUAUCGGACUGGCCAGCAUGGCCUCUGUGCUGGCCUGCCGCGCGCUGCCAAGCAUUGAGGUGACCAUGGGCUACGAGCGUGAUGAAAACACCCGCUGGGGGAACUGGCCCAACACCAACAUGGUGCAGACUGUGAAAGCCAUGGGCGCACGCCACAAUGUCCGCGAGCCAUACGAAGCCUAUGUGGACGAGAAGAACAAAGUGGUCAGCACUCCGUCCUUCAUGUGGGAGACAGAUUAUCACUAUCACUACAUCUUUGAUGGGAUUGGAAAUAUGGUCAAACAUGUGAUGCGUCUGUCCACCAAGUGAGGCGAUGUUUGAAGCCUGGAGAUUAGUGAAUGUUCAGCAUUCACCCAAUACUGAGAGGAAGUCUCACCUGAAAUAAUAAAGAUGCUUUAGAAAAAGAAA